AUUGCCAUAAGAAUGACAGAGGCGAUUAGACUUCUCAGCCGUAUAGACGCAUACCUUAUCGAUCCUUAAGGCUCAUUCAAACGCCGCACCACCGAGAACGAUGUCAUCGCCAGCUCACCUACCAGCCCCCAGGCGCAUUACCGCCUCGAACCUCCCCCUUUCCGAAUCGAGCACCGCGAAACCGCAUUCGGAACCCGGCGUAGAGGUCCUCGUGGACAGCCUCCCCCCGGAUCCUAUUAUGGGAGGUGCCUUGAUGAGGGCGCGGGUGGCAUCUAGCAAGAAAGUACCGACUAGCAAUGACGGGCAUGGCAACCUAUCACUCGACGACGUGCCAGGCAUGGGAAUUGUGUUGCCGGGUGGUCUGAAUAUGUACUACCUCGACAUUGCCCCAAACUCGGAGGGUGUGAUGCACCGUACGACGUCUACCGAUUAUAUCGUCGUGCUGAGCGGGACUUUGAGCCUCUUGACUCCACCUGAGCCGUUUGACGUGGUCGACGGAAAACCGAACUAUGGCGAGCCUGUCGAGACUCUCUGCAACCCAGGAGAUGUGGUACUCCAGCGAGGAAUUGCGCAUGCCCUAUCGAACCGUAGUAGCGAAUGGGUUCGCGUGAUGGCCGUCGUGUUGGCUUCCGAAACCAAUCGCGUGCCGGUCAUGGGAUCGGGACCCGCAGGACAGUUGAAGACUACGGCGUUAGCUGACGUUUGGCUUCAAUAAGCGAGCUAGCUGACAGCGCCGCCGCGGAAGUCGUCCAUUCUUCACUGGCCAUGGAUGGAUUAUCUUACAUUGUAACCAACGGAGUUAUCUCGCACGUUUGGCCCGCCUAUAUGAGGCUCGGCGGACGUAGAACGACCAACGAGCAGGGCUGACAUGAGCCUCAUUAUUGAUUAUCGUCUCACCGUUUUAUGAUCUUCUUCAGUUGGACUGUUGGUUGGGCUGGUUUCUCGGGACCUAGAAUAAUAGCCUUAUGGAAAAUCUAAAAUCGAAAUCUACCUACGUUUCGGAAUCCUAUGUUCCGUUU
Annulohypoxylon maeteangense is the source of this 1019-nucleotide messenger RNA. RefSeq lists its product as uncharacterized. NCBI's taxonomy places the organism in Eukaryota, Fungi, Ascomycota, Sordariomycetes, Xylariales, Hypoxylaceae. Bases 101 to 715 code for a protein of 204 amino acids. The record is from RefSeq and is a predicted model, not a curated record. The transcript has 4 exons.